Ixodes scapularis (black-legged tick) is the source of this 7696-nucleotide messenger RNA. Its product is annotated as protein tiptop. The record is from RefSeq and is a predicted model, not a curated record. Gene Ontology annotation, cellular component: nucleus. Bases 240 to 3455 code for a protein of 1071 amino acids. Gene Ontology annotation, molecular function: DNA binding; DNA-binding transcription factor activity, RNA polymerase II-specific. Lineage: Eukaryota; Metazoa; Arthropoda; Arachnida; Ixodida; Ixodidae. Gene Ontology annotation, biological process: regulation of transcription by RNA polymerase II. The transcript has 2 exons.
UCCGGAGCCACGGACAGGAGCGCCGCGCUCUCCAGCAGUGCGCCGCUCGAGUCGGCGCGAGAAAAAGACCGUCGUCCAGAAAUAGCGGGCGCGAUCGGCCCCGACCGACUGAUGCGAGGACCCAGCGUCCAGUUUCCCGUCACGUGACUGUUCCUCGUGCUGUGCGACGUGUGCGUGACUGGCGACGUUUCGGCGCUUUCCGGCGUGGAUUGGAGUGUCGGCCCGGAAAGCUGGAUGGGAUGGUUAUCCGGUCGGCGUCCGCCGAGGCGGUGGCCGUGAUCGCACCCGCGGUCACGGCAGCGACGGCCACCACGACGCGCCGCCGGCCGCGCAAGGCCCCGCCGCGGCCCAGUUGCCGGCUGUCGCUCGUCGAUGCCGUGGUGGCGGGCCUCGCCGCGGCAGCAGCCAAGAAGCAGAAAUGGGAAGAGGGUGAAGGGAAAGGAGAGGCGGACGCAGCGGCCGACGAUGCUCGGGAGGACGUCUCGGUGACGAGCGACACUCGAAGUACGUCGCCGCCGACGCAGCAGACGGGGACGCCACCUCGGUUACCGUCCACGGCUGCUGCUGCACCCCAGUCACCAUCAACGGAGACCGAAGCCGCCUCAGUGCCGCCUACAGAAGAACCACCUGGUUUGGCUUCCCCUAUGCAAGAUGAGUAUCCUGCGAACGACGCGGCUGUCCUCAAGCAGGACCCCGAUGACAAUGAACUGCCGCAAAAGAUGGUCGCGGAACCCAUUCGCGACGAGAUUCCAGUCUUGGAGCCGAUGGUCGUCGUCAAAAAAGAAGAAAACGAAGCUGAUGAAGGUGGCAUCGAAGACGACGCUCCGCUAGAUUUCAGCAUCAAAAAGCCCGGAGGCUCCGGGAGCGAAGUCGCCGAGUCUGGAGAUGAAGAGAUGGGCGCCCCAGAUCCUCCCGCAGCUAACGGGGCUACGGACUCUCCCCUGGACCUGUCGGUGUCUCGGCGGAGAACCCGGCCUCCCAUGCGUGACCACAAACCCGCCAAACUGAGCAGGUUGGAACCUGGUCCUGUCGGCUUGACAGCCAGCGGGACUCCAUGGUUGGGACCUAGGUUGCCGAACGCGCCGUCGCCGGUUGCACUGGCUGCGCGAAAUAUGGCGGCCGAACCCCACGCCCAUCAUCAGCACCAUCACUCGUGGAACGGUAAAGUGAAGCGCGAGCGUUCGGUUGCGUCAGAUAUGGGCACUCCAGUUGGACCCGUCAUGAAGUCCGGCUUCUCUGAGAAGUCCAAGAGCGAUUCGUUCCGGCCGGCUUCGAACCGGCAGAACCCUUGGCAAAGUCAGUGGAUCAGCCGCAGUGGGGAGCAGACAAAGGACGUGUUCACCUGCGUCUGGUGCAAGGAGUCGUUCCAGUCGCUGGCCGACAUGACGUUACAUAUGAAGCAGUCUCCACGGUGCGGCAUGGCCGGUAUGCACGCGGCCGUGCCUCCAUCUCAGCCGGCCACGUCUUCAUCAGCAGGCCACACAACGCCACCACCGCCCAAGCUUACAGCCACGCCUCCGGGCGCAUCCGGAGCGACGACGAAGGACGGCGUACCCUUGCCCCGCAAGCUGGUCCGCGGACAAGACGUCUGGCUAGGCAAGGGCGCCGAGCAGACGAGGCAGAUCCUCAAGUGCAUGUGGUGCGGACAGUCGUUCAAGUCGCUUGCCGACAUGACAACGCACAUGAGGGUCACGCAGCAUUACACCAACAUCAUCAGCCAGGAACAGAUCAUCUCCUGGCGGACGCCGGAGGACAAGCUGGCCAACCAGUCCCAGGUGAACGCGGUACUCACGUGCAAGGUGUGUGACCAGGCGUUUGGCUCGCUCAAGGAACUCAGCUACCACAUGGUCAAGAACUCGCACUACAAGGAGCACAUCUUGCGCUCGAUCACCGAGGGCGGCGGCCGCCGAAGACAGACGCGUGAGCGGCGGAAGAAGUCGCUGCCUGUCCGCAAGCUGCUCGAACUCGAGCGUAUGGAGAUGACGACCAGGGGUGGCCCGGGAGCCCCGGGUGCGGCUGCCGCUGGUGCGGGACCGCAGGCCGCGGCCAGUCCGCUUGGGGCUUCUGGGGCGACGGAGACCGAUGGCAAGAUCGCCUGCGAAGAGUGCGCCGAGAAGGUGGACGCCAAGGACUUUGUCCAGCACAUCAAGAGCUGCAGCCGCUCGCAGCAGUUGCUCAAGACCGCGUUGCAGCAACAACAGGUCCGGCCGGAACCCUGCUCCUCGAACGAGUCGCGCAAGAGCGCCGAGGACGAUACGCCGCCGCCUCCCCCUCUCGAGUCGCCGCGACCGCAGUCAGCCGAGCCCGACCGGGCCGCUUCCGCCGAGUCAGAAACAACGCCGAACUCGACGUCGUCCUCCUCAACGUCUGUUCUGAACGCCAUCGAGAGACUUAUCGAGAAGAGCUUCGACAGCAAGGGCAAGCGCGGCGGGCCCACCUCGGCUGGGAUUCUGCAGCGGCUCGGCAUUGACGAGGAGGUCUACCCACCCUGGCACCCUGCUGGUUCGCCCCGCUACGCAUCCCUCAAGUCAUCGGGUCACUCGCCCAGACUCACGGGUGGCCUGGCAUCGCCGUGCCCCUCCGAAGAGCACCAAGGUCCCGCGAGCCACAGCGCGGCGUCGCCUCACAGCGGCGUCUCCUCGCCCAGGCACGACAAAGACGGCGAUCCUACUGUGCUUGACCCAGAGCGCCUGAGCCAGCCCAGAUCUCCCGCCGAGUCCAUUUCAACUCGGGCCAGUUCUCCGGGCGCUGACGACCUCGUCAUCGCGGACGGCGGGCCCUCCAGACGGUCCUCUGAGCGCGGAGGUCCGGACACGGACGAUCUGUCAUCAUCAUCCUCUUGUGACGCUCCUGGAAGCGACGUCAAGGCGCCAUCGUCCCCGAAGCCCAAGCAGACCUCAAGCCCGCGAUUAGCAGGGGUGCCGGCGGCGGCGGCGUCACGCUCUAGGAGGAGCCAUCACAACGGGGAAGGCGACGCGGUCUCGAACCAUCCGCUCAAGGAGCUGCAGAAGUUGCUGGACAAGACGGACGCCCACUUGUCGCGGUCAAACGUGCCACAGGCGGCUAGCCCAGGCUCGAUCCUGGCCUUUAGCUGGGCCUGCAACGACGCGGCCACGUCGGACUCGCUCAUGAAGUGCGCCUUCUGUGACACCCACUUCGUCUCGAAGGGUGCCUACAGACACCACCUCUCCAAGAUGCACUUCAUCAAAGACGGUUCGGCGCCGCCGGGCGACUCGCCCACCUGGAAGGGCGCCCACAGGGAGCACUGCAAGGAGUCUCCGCCAGCAGCGGCCGGCAACCCCGGCAGCAGCCACAGCUCCCCUGCGGGCGCCCCUUCCGCGGCCGUGGCCGCCUCUCCCGCAACCUCUCCGGCUGCUCCAGCAGAAGAGAGCCCGCACUCGAAAUUCCUCAAAUAUACGGAACUGGCCAAGCAGUUGUCGAGUAAGUAUGUGUGACGGCAGAGUGCCGCUUGUAAAGGACUCGCCUUCCAGUGUGGACACCACCGACCCAUGGACUCACGGUCGGCCCGCUGAGUAGUUGACCCGCGGGGCAAUCUUUCAAUGUGAUUCUUUUUGUUUUGACCGUUCUUCGAACCCUGUUGUGAUGAUGACGGUUCGUGAACCGAGGAACAGUGAUCUUGGAAGUGAAAUGCGUAAGCAGGCCAGCCGAUGUCCACUCCUGUCGCACCCGGUCCCGCCACUUAAAUCGGCAGGGCGAGCGUUACUUAACUCACUUAAAGGAGAGCUAAACAAAGCCGGUCACGGCAGCCGCGACUUACAUGCUCAAGCGAAACGGAUUGUUCACACCUCUACAGCGGCAAGGGGGCGCCGGAGGGCAUCGAUUGGCCAGUCUUAAGGUGUCGCGACUGUACCAACAUUCCUUAAUUUAUGAUGAACUUGCCGUGUUUUAGGCUGUCUGUCUUCUUUCCCUCUUCGUUUCAAGCUCACUCUUGUCGUUCAUCACAUAUCCAGUCACAGAGGAAUCUCAAAAUGUUUGCAAUAACAACCUUUCACUUUAAGCCGAAAGGUUUCGGAGAAGAAGCCCCUUGUGCAUUCGCGAAACGACGCUUCUUGGCGACUGUCUGAAAAAAUACGUGACAGGAGAGAGCGCUGUCAAAUUUAUUAGAGCGGUAGACCUUUUUUGGUGACCACAUACCUUGAGCGGUGCACUUGGAUGUCUCAUAUCAAAGCAUGUGAUGUACUUUUUUUUUUUUUAUCUUUUCGCGUUCUUCAAAAGAACCACACAAUAGUGACAGCUAUCGAGUGUCAUAGCACACGACGAACCGUGUUGACGAAAUGCCUUUAUACGUGUACAUAAUUCCAAUCAUUCUUCUGUUUUGGGGUCUCCUGUGUGCAUAUAAUGUACCAUAGUUGAGUGUAAUUGCCAUGUAAAAGUCGACUUUGAUUCGUCUUAUUUAAAGGAGAAAUGAGAUGCUUUCAUCCUUAUGCACACCGAUGCUCACAAGUUUUUAUUCAACGUGCGACUUUGCGCAAGUUCUCCACUGGGGGUAGUUGAAGUUAGUUGCUCAUAGAUGGCGCGAAAGGGCCCGCUGGUUCUGUCAUUGGUUACUGUUUCAAUGACGUCUUAACAACCAAAGAUGUGUAUCGAGAGCGUGGAACGUUUUUUUUUUUUUUCUUAAUAGAAAGGAUGCAUUUGAAGUCUCUAGCGGAAAGUCAAUUAAGUAACAAAGGAACGACACCGUGUUUCCGAUUUUUUGUUUCUUUCCUAUUGUCACGGGGCAUUUCGCAGUUGGCGAGCACCGCACGCGACAGCACGAACUGCCGCAGAAACCGAACAGCAUGCGUGGCGAUAUUUGUCUGCCCCCCCCCCCCCCCCCCGCCUUUUUUUUUUCUACCUUUUUUUUACUCUUGCCUCUACAAUCGCGUGAAAAGACUUAGCCAGCAUUCCUAGGCAGUAAGAACUUGGGCAUUCUCGCGGACGAUUACUCUCGGGACAGCAACCGAAAACCCAAAGAGGAAGGAACAACAGUAGCGGCAGCAGCAACAAGAGGAGCCACCAUCCGGACAGACGCAAUCACGCCCCAAAGUACAAUCGUCAUUUGGACCUCCAUCCGCUUUACCCUUAAGCCACGCAGAAACACACACACGCACUCAGAAAAGAAAAGAAAAAAAAAAAGGGGGGGGGGGGGGGGAGGAGUCCGCGCGGGCCGAGAUUGUAAUUUGAAAACUGCAGCUCGGCACGGUGGCGGUCGAGUCGGCAAGAUUGAAACGACGCAAUAACCGGUGAAAGCGCGCGUCGUCUGGAAGAUUCCGGGAAUGGCGUGGUGCGACCAUGUAUUUUCACUUGGGUUGUCAGUUCGGUAGGUGAACCUCGUCCACGGGCGCGCAGUCGUGGCAUCUUUUCUAUUAUGUAUCCCCGCGCGUGGAUUUUCAAGCAGCGCGAGUUACCCGACGCAGCGGAAACAGCGCCUCAAGAUGCGUUUACGCGGAUAAUAAGGAAAUUCUGCCGUUGGCUCGCCGGGGACCCGCAUUCUGCGCGAUCUUGGCGUGCAUUAGGGCAACCGCGAUUCCCCGAGUUUCUUUGUGACAACUGGCAAGGACCACGUUUCUGGCGAGGCGGGCGUAAUUUAUAGAAGCACUUGUCUGGCUUGGCGCUGCUUACAGGAAAGGGGGGGGGGGGGGGGGGGAUGAUGUCUGGGCGGGCGCCUGCCGUCGGGGUUCUGCUCUUCGGUGCUGUUCGCUGUGGCGGCUCGUGAGGACGGGGAAGGCGACCGCUCGAAGCGCUUGGAGAUCAGGGGGUUCGUGCGAGUGGCGCGGAGUCGGCUAUUUAGCGGCGCCGAAAUGAUGUUGCAUAUCACGCAGAGAUGGCGCUCUCGCCAACUCGAGGGCUCGCUCGCGUGCGUCUCGCAAAGCAGCUCGACAGCCUUCCCAGAAAGGACGGGAUCCGGAGCGAGGGGCGCUCUUGGACCUUCAAUACAAGCCGGUGUUUUGCAUUGCGGUGGCCGUAGGUUAAGGAACCGUUGUAAAGUCAUUCAUUCGACUUAGGUUGUACCGCGGUUGUGUUCAGACGCUACACGUGCAAUGCCGAAUUUUUUAGAGUGGGGCCUGACCCUUGCCGAUGUUUCUUUACGGUGGUGAUGACGACGGCUUUGUAGCGGGUCAUACUCUGUCUGGCACGGCUGGUGCACAAAUUGCGCCGAGGUCUUGUGUAAAAAAGAAAAAAAAAAAAAAAGAAAACAAAAAAAAAAGAGCGAAAAAAAAAAAGAACGCAUCGCGCUUCGUUGUAAGCUGUUUUUAGGUAUAUAAACCGACCCGCACACUUGUCUCUUUGCAAUCAGACAUGUUUGCCUCUCGUCCCAGGACCGCUUCCCUCGAGAUGCCAGGCGUCACACUCUACCAGUGCCCUGUCUCUCUAACUAUCUGUCAACCCUUCAACUCGCGUGAUUCUUGUGAAUAGCCUCCACCGAACUCUAGAGGUACAGCUACUGCACGCUAGAGUCGAUACGACGUCGACCCGUCGACGCUCUUCGCCCGCCAGGCCGCGCUGGGCGCAUGCCACUGUCAGGAUGCAACGAGCUCGCCAGAUUUCACGUUCGGUCCGAAUUCAUUGGAGGAACGAUCAUUACCCUUCCAAGGAGCAAAAGCGCCUAAUGCAAACGUAACGGUACAUCAGGUCAGUGGCCUAUCGAGAUUCCAAAGAAAUAUUCCGAAGACUAUCUGGAAACCAAUCGAUAAGCUCAGGGAGAGUCCAUUGACCGAAAGACAGGCUUCUGAGAAAGUAGUUCGUGUUUUUCUUCCAUAUUCUAUCGGUAAAUAGGUUAAACCGGAGGUGUGUCGACCGAACGUGUACCGCAAAAUCGAGUGGAGUUGAAUAUUACGAUGCAGAGGGAAUGCUCUGGCUUCGGGCCCACGCUUUAAUUUCUCUAUCAGUCCUCAAUUUCUCGGCUCAUUCUCUGUCUUCUGUAUCUUUUUUUUUCCUAUUGUACGUGGCCCUUGCGUCGCCUCCGUGGUCGCUGUCAUUCCGUAGAACUGGUAGCGAUCCAUGUAGCCGGCGGGUACGGAUGGGAAGGCCUAUCUGCCGUUUGUUUUAGCCAGUCUUAACCUUCGUAAUGACGAAUUUGUCGAGACGUUGGCGUUUGUCUUAAUUCUGAGGUACAAUAGCCGUAGCUCGGUGCACUCUGUACAGUCGGAGCUCGUGCGAUGUGAUCUGACACCAGCGCGGUUUGAAGGCGGCAACUCAUUUAUCAAUCGAUCCCGGUAGAGUGAACGAGAGCUGUUGUUUUUUUUUGUUUUUUUUUAUUUUUUUAUUUCUUGAUAUUUUGUGUUUUUUUUGUUUUUUUUAAUCCUCAUCGUUGGUGAUCCGGGGACAACGUCAGCACAGUCGUUGUGCGCAUGCGUGGCUUUAUGGUGCGUCUGCGUGUGUGACUGUGGCAGCACGAGUGAAACUGCACUUUCUCUGGUUUCGAUAAAAACGACGAAAGCUGAAAUUAAAAAAAAAGAAAAAAGAAUGGGAAAUUCUACUAAGCCCUUUUCCGUCGGUGACAUCUGGCCACUUGUCCCAGAAUUUGUUUUUGCUUGUUGUGGUUCCGAGGAACGCGUUUGUUUUGUUUUUGAGUUGGCAAGUGCUUCCACUCUUCCCGCAUUGUACAUACGACCAUCGAGAUGAUGAACUUGAAAUUGUAUAUGUCUAUAUUCCUAUUAUUUAUUACUAAUAAACUCUAUAUCGCGACUGCGGA